AUGCCUGAUUUUAUUAAUUAUUUUAAAAGGCAGCGUAUAGCGGAGGGCUGUAUUAGCGCAUUGUUAACAACAGCGAUGGUAAUGGAGGCGUCCCCAUCCCCGCAGAGCGUUGGCCGUGAAUUCGUCCGCCAGUACUACACGCUACUCAACAAGGCGCCAGCCUAUCUGCACAGAUUUUACAACAACUACUCGUCGUUCGUGCACGGCGGUCUGGACGCGCCCAAUCGCGAGACACUGCCAGUUAUUGGACAGAAGCAAAUACACAACCGCAUCCAGCAACUCAACUUCCGCGACUGCCAUGCUAAGAUCAGCCAGGUGGACUCUCAAGCAACGUUGGGCAAUGGCGUGGUAGUGCAGGUGACAGGCGAGUUAUCUAACGGUGGGGCGCCCAUGCGCCGUUUUACCCAGACCUUUGUUCUUGCUGCGCAGUCACCUAAGAAGUAUUAUGUGCACAAUGAUAUCUUUCGGUACCAGGAUAUAGUGUUCUCGGACGAGGAGGGCGAAGGGUCCGGGCGGUCGGAGGGUGAGGAAGAAGAGGCGGGGGGAGUUGCGGGCGGGUACUUCCCGCCUCCGCCGACUGCCUUCCCGCCCGCGUUCCCUGCCCCGCCGGCGCCGCCGCUGGCGCCUAUCAUGUCGCCGCCAGCCCCCGCGCCCGCGCCCGCCCCAGUGCCCGCCGCUGCUCCCGCGCCCGUCGCCACCCCCCGUACCGCACGUCAAUGGACUUCCGGCCCCGAUAGACGAAACGCGCCACCUGGUAGCGGCGAUGCAAGGUCGGUCUAUAUUCAUUAUAAUGCAACUGUAUAUGUAUACUCGUAA
This is a messenger RNA of Parnassius apollo (apollo), 816 nucleotides long. NCBI's taxonomy places the organism in Eukaryota, Metazoa, Arthropoda, Insecta, Lepidoptera, Papilionidae. The record is from the annotation of a GenBank genome assembly.